AUGAGUGGAUUGGCCGAUGCCUCCUUUUGGAACUACCCCGCCUCCAAGAAAACAUUCUUUCACCAGAAAUUACAAUCUGGCACUGCGCUUUUGGCUUAUGGUCAGUUGAACAAGCAAAAAGCUCCAGACAAGACUUCCUAUAGUAUGGGUUCCAGCAACUUGAGGCCAGGCUCAGCUCACUGCCCACCACAAGACCUCAUAGCAGUUUGCCUUUUUACAAAGCGAAGUUAA
Messenger RNA from Blepharisma stoltei, 231 nucleotides. Lineage: Eukaryota; Ciliophora; Heterotrichea; Heterotrichida; Blepharismidae. The record is from the annotation of a GenBank genome assembly.